Molecule: messenger RNA, 1556 nt
Organism: Oryctolagus cuniculus (rabbit)
Lineage: Eukaryota; Metazoa; Chordata; Mammalia; Lagomorpha; Leporidae
Product: GTPase IMAP family member 7
Molecular function (GO): GTP binding
Source: RefSeq, a predicted model, not a curated record
CUGAGAAGAGGACCCAGAAUGACAGAGCCUGGAGAGGCAGUAGGGAACAGGGCACUUGGGUGGGGUGGAUUCUGAUCUAAGGAGGGAAAAUGUGCAAUGCCAACAGGUCUAUAGGUGCCUAAGCUCCUGAGCAUCCUUACAUAGACAUGGCUGACCAUCAAAACAAUGCUUUGAGGAUCGUUCUGGUAGGGAAGACUGGAAGUGGGAAAAGUGCAACAGCAAACACCAUCCUUGGGGACAAAGUCUUCCAGUCUGGAAUAAGUGCCCAAUCCCUUACCAAGAGAUGUCAAAAAGCAACCAGGGAUUGGAAGGGGAGAGAACUCCUUGUUGUUGACACCCCAGGGCUCUUUGAUACCAAGGAAGGCCUGCCUACCACCUGCAAGGAAAUCUGCAAGUGUGUCCUCUUCUCCUGCCCAGGGCCUCACGCAUUUCUCAUGGUUAUACCCGUGGGCCGCUACACGGUAUUAGAACAGCAAACUGUUGAACUGAUCAAGGCCACCUUUGGGAAUUCAGUAACAAAACACAUGGUCAUCGUGUUCACCCGCAGAGAGGAUCUGGAGGACAGUAAACUAGAUGACUAUAUAGCAAAUGCACAUGUGAGUCUAAAAAGCUUCAUCCACGAGUGCGGGGGCCGCUGCUACGCCAUUAGCAACAGAGCAAACAAGGCCGAGAAGGAGGGUCAGGUGCAGGAGCUGAUGGAGCUGAUAGAGAGGAUGGUUCUGGAAAAUGCAAGGGGAUAUUUUUCUGAGAAAAUAUACAAGGACAUAGAGGAAAGACUGAAACAAAAGGCCGACAUUUUGAAGAAAAUUUAUGCUGAUCAGUUAAGGAAUGAAAUUAAACUUAUAGAAAAUGAUGGUAGUCUUAAAUCAGAGGAAGAAAAAGCUGAAAAAAUACAAGAGGCAAACAAAAGAUAUGAUGAAAAAAUGAAAAAUAUAAUGGAAGAAGCUGGACAGAAUAUAUUUGAAUAUGUCUUCAGUUUGGUUAAGAACACCCUUGGGAAAAUAUGGCAUAGAUUGUGGAAGUAAAUUUCAUUCUUUCUCUUUAAUUUGCUGUGAUUUGUUAAAUGAUAGAUCAUAUUUUCCAAAAUUGCUGUUAUAAUACCUCCCCUACACACAAAAUUUAAAAGGUAAAAUUUAAAAACAAUUAUUCUGUCUAUUUUGCUUUACAAUAUUAUGUAUAUGAGGGCUGGUGUUGUGGCACAGUAGGUUAAUCCUCCGCCCACGGCACCAGCAUUCUAUAUGGGCGCCAGUUCUAUUACCGGCUGCUCCUCUUCCAAUCCAGCUCUCUGCUGUGGCCUGGGAAAGCAGAAGAAGAUGGCCCAGGUCCUUGGGCCCCUGCACCCACGUGGUGGACUGGGCAGAAGCACCUGGCUCCUGGCUUCGGAUCGGCGCAGCUCCGGCCAUUGUGGCCAUUUGAAGAGUGAACCAGCGGAAGACCUUUCUCUCUCUCUCUCUCCCUCUCUCUCUCAUCCAAAUGAAUAAGUCUAUCUUUAAAAAUAUAUUAUGUAUAUGAAUACAUCAUAAAAUGAUUAAAUCAAAAUCAUUGCUAUAUACUUU